Molecule: messenger RNA, 171 nt
Organism: Ilyonectria robusta
Lineage: Eukaryota; Fungi; Ascomycota; Sordariomycetes; Hypocreales; Nectriaceae
Exons: 1
Source: RefSeq, a predicted model, not a curated record
AUGUCCCUCUUCGGCGAGCAGGUCACGAAACAGUACCUAGGAGAAAUUAUCACUCUACUCGAUUAUUUCAUAUCCGCCAUGGCUUCAAUGGGCAUCUUGACCGCUGUCGCCUCCGUCAUUCGAGUAUGUGGGAGCCCGUCGCUUCGUGCUUUUAUUGGCAGAGCGCAAGAG